Carassius gibelio (silver crucian carp) is the source of this 2259-nucleotide messenger RNA. It is a transcript of the gene dnai2b, whose product is annotated as dynein, axonemal, intermediate chain 2b. Bases 54 to 1868 code for a protein of 604 amino acids. Lineage: Eukaryota; Metazoa; Chordata; Actinopteri; Cypriniformes; Cyprinidae. The record is from RefSeq and is a predicted model, not a curated record. Gene Ontology annotation, biological process: cilium movement; outer dynein arm assembly. Gene Ontology annotation, molecular function: dynein heavy chain binding; dynein light chain binding. The transcript is spliced from 13 exons. Gene Ontology annotation, cellular component: outer dynein arm.
CAGUGACGCAGUAAAACCAGCAAAACCCACACAGCGACACAAAAUCAGCGAAAAUGGAGAUUGUGUACGUGUACACAAAAAAGCGCAGUGAGUUCGGGCGCCAGUGUAACUUUUCAGACCGUCCAGCUGAGCUGCAUGUGGACAUUCUGCCUGACAUUUCCCUCGCUGCAAACUUCAUAGUGAGAGAUCCAUGUAAUGUGACGGUUCAGUGCGCAGAGGAAAUGUCCGAGCAUGAGGUGAACACAGAGCGCUUUGAAUCAGAGUCCCGAGGAAUAAACCAUGUGGAAGGAGGCUGGCCGAAAGAUCUCAAUCCAGAGGACAUGGAGGCGACCAUACGCUACAGGAAGAAAGUGGAGAAAGACGAACACUAUCAGAACACCAUCAUGCAGAUUGCUGGUCUCAUGGAACACUGUUGCAAGCAGAACAAUGCCACUGACAUCUACCAGGAGUUUUUUGAGGAUGAGGAUGAGGAGGUAGUGGAGGAAUCGGAGGAACAGCCAUCAGCGAAGACAAUCAAUGUCUUCAGAGACCCGAAUGAAGUGAAGCGCACAGCCACCAGUUUGUCCUGGCACCCCGAUGGAAACCAUAAACUUGCUGUCUCCUACUCUUCCCUGGAGUUUCAAAGAGCACCCAAUGACAUGAGCUUCGACUCCUACAUAUGGGACAUUGAAAAUCCCAAUAAACCUGAAAUGACACUGAAACCUGUAUCUCCACUUGUCUGUCUGGAGUACAACCCGAAAGAUUCACACAUUCUUGCUGGGGGAAGCUACAAUGGACAAAUCGCAUAUUGGGACACUCGUAAGGGCAGCCAGCCAGCAGAGAUGUCCACAAUCGAACACAGCCAUAGAGAUCCUGUCUACAAAGUCAUCUGGCUGCAGUCGAAGACAGGCACGGACAUCUUCUCGGCUUCUACAGAUGGCCAGGUACUGUGGUGGGACAUUCGUAAGAUGAGUGAGCCCACUGAGAGACUCGUACUGGACCCUAGUAAAAAGGGGAACCUUGACAAUGCCCUUGGUGCCGUCUCGCUGGAGUUUGAGACCACUAUGCCCACUAAGUUCAUGGUGGGCACAGAGCAGGGUCUUGUGGUUUCAUGCAACCGCAAAGCAAAAACCCCUGCUGAGAAGAUCGUAUGCACAUACAGCGGGCACCACGGUCCCAUUUACGCCCUGCAGAGGAACCCGUUUUUUCCGAAGAACUUCCUGACUGUGGCUGACUGGACCGCCCGCAUCUGGUCAGAGGAUAUCAAGGAGUCCUCCAUCAUGUGGACAAAGUAUCACAUGGCCCAUCUGUUAGAUGGCUGUUGGAGUCCAGUCAGACCCUCGGUCUUCUUUACAGUAAAGAUGGACGGCACCUUGGACGUGUGGGACAUCUUGUUUAAACAGAACGACCCCACUCUCAGUCUCAAAGUUUGUGAUGAAGCCCUGUCCAGCAUCCGGGUGCAAGAUAACAGCCGCUUCCUGGGCUGCGGCUCUCAGCUGGGAACCACCACACUGCUGGAGAUUUCAGCAGGCCUAUGCACACUCCAGAAGAACGAGAAGGCCAUGGUCUCAGAGAUGUUUGAACGUGAGACCAAGAGGGAGAAGAUUCUGGAAGCUCGGCACCGAGAGAUGCGUCUGAAGGAGCGCAGCCGCUCCGAGCAGAGCCGAGAGGACGAGGGCAAAGAGGCAGACGGGGAGGAGAGCGCAGAAGAGCUUGUGGCCCGUGCAGAGAGGGAGUUCUUCGAAAUCAUGGAAGCCGAGAAGAAGAAAGAGUGGAACGAGGAGAGACAACGAGAGAAGGAUAAAGGUGUGUGUGAAGAGAAAGAUUUCCAGGAGCAGCAUGAAACUAACGGUGUUUCUUCCUUUAAAAGGAGCGAAAUCUCUCUGUAGAUUGCCAACACUGAGCUGGUCUCACACUCAGAUCAUGUUUGCAACCCGUUUUACUUCCAUAAUUUGAUGUAUUUCUGAGUGAAAUGGGAUAUUCAGUGAGAAAACGUUUAUUUAUCAUGAACCAGCUGGAUUGUGUAAAGUGGGCAUUAAAUACCAGAAGUGGACUGGAGUUUCACACCAUGACCAAGAACUCUGUAAAGCUGCUUUGAAACAAGAUGUAUUGUGAAGAGUGCUAUACAAAUAAACUUGACUUGACCAGGAAUGUGCAUUAAGAAAGUUGAUUGGUGAUUUCAUGUUGAAUUCAAGGAAUAAAUGCAACAAAUGUUUGUUGUCUUUCUUAUGUUAUGUCAUGUAAGUGACUAAUGCAAUAAAAUGCAUUUAGCAUUUUUAA